AGAGCAGCAGCACAAGUCAAAGGCUGGCACAGUGGGUGUGAGUGGAGAAGAGUAACCUCACCAUAGAAAUACCCCUCAGCUUGAGGUUAUCAGUAGAUUGGCUCAGUUUUUACUAGAUAAAUCGGACUUCCUCUGCAGAAGUUGAACAAACAAAGAGAUUUGAGCGCAGUGAAAAGUUGCCAACAUCUGGUUUGCUGGGAGAACUGGGCGAGCCGCAGUCAGGCACUUUGGAGGCGGAGAGAAGACUAUCAGAGCUGGAGAAAAUGCUCUGAGAUCUGGAGUUUCUAUCACCUGGAUAAGGCGAACAGACUUUACUUUCUGUCUGCGGGGAAAGUGGGCAACUUUGUGGAGAGAAACAGGACUCCAGCGAGGGCUUGAGGUCCAGGAGACAGAGGAUGAUUUAGUCCUAAAUAAAUCUGGGAAUAAAUACAAUUCUGCUCCUAAAGAAUCCCAGAAAGUGAGAAGGCUCAUUCACCUCCUCCCUGAACAGCAGGCCCAUGCCCAUGGAGGAGGAGAGGAUUGCCACUGCCAUCCCCACAGAGCAACCUGACAAUGAAAACCCUGACCUACCGGCUCCAGGUUCAAACCCAGACUGGAAUAAAGAGAGCGAGAACAGCUCCAAGACCCCAUCAUCAUUUCCUGGUGAAGAUGUGGCCUACACCUACACUGAGCCCCUCAUAUUGAGGAUAAACGGCAGUCCUGAAAGGUUGUUAGAUGAUGAUGGAGAUAGCUGCAACACAACGCUCACAGCACCCAAAGAGAGUAUUACAUCUCAACCGGCUGCCAGCUCCACUCCCAUCCAUCACACCCAGCCUUGUCAGUCGCAGCCCGGCGGCCUGCUACGCAAUGGAGCCAAGAGCCACGACCACAGGCACCCACCUCACACGCACUGUUCUCAUCACACACCCACAGCGCACACGCGUGGCCUACAGUCCAAUCCCGUCAGGAACGGGGGCUCUCACAAACAUCCCAAGCUGGGCUCUCUUCCGAGAGGUGGCUCUUCCACCUCAUCGUCUUCUUCUGCAGGAACCAAAGGCACCAAGAAGCUGCGGUCAAACCCCUCCAUCACGUCCCAGAGCAGCAAAAGGAGCAAGAGCAGUUCGAAGAGCAACAGUUCCCAGAUUCCCACAGAUGCACAGGAUGACUGCUGCGUCCACCUUAUCCUGGCCUGCCUCUUCUGUGAGUUUCUGACCCUGUGCAACAUUAUGCUGGACUGUGCCACCUGUGGCUCCUGCGCGGGGGACGAUUCAUGCUUCUGCUGCUGCUGCGCGUCGGAGGAGUGCGGUGACUGUGACCUGCCCUGUGACAUGGACUGUGGCAUCAUCGAUGCGUGUUGUGAGUCUGCAGACUGCUUAGAGAUCUGUAUGGAGUGCUGCAGUCUCUGCUUUUCAUCCUGAGUCACCAGCAAAGUAGAAGUCUACGAGGUUCAGGAACAACUCUAAGAGCAGAAGAACCCCCGGCCUGUGCUCUAUGAGCCUCUGGAAUUAAAACACAUCGGCGGGUGUAUCUAGCUCUGGGAUAGGUCCUUCUGUGCAUAAAGAAAAAAUAUGUGACCUAAUUAUUUCCUUUAUUGAUCACACAAGCUCCUUGCUUUGUCUGAGCUAUUGAUUGAUUGCCACUCAAUUAGCUCUGCAGCACAGAGAGAAUUCCAGCACUGAUAUGUGAGUGAAGGCCGAGCCUCUGCACCCUCUCUGAACUAGCUAUUAUUACAAUGGCACCCCCAGUGCUGUUUAAAUUACUGGAGUUUUUCAAGCAUGAAAAGUGACCUCUAAAGGCAAAUGAGGAAAUGGCUUCAUUUAACCAGAUUUUAGUGUUUCUGCAGAUAAGAGCAAUGGAAUAAUGGGGAAGGGGAUGCUCAGAUGUCAGUAGCAGCGUAGUCAGUCCUCCUGUCCUUGGCAAGGGUAAAGCCUUGCAGUUUGAUUGGUUCCUGUAGCCUUUCUGGACAAAAAAGAAGAAAUAAAGUAGUAAAAGGGGAAAUGCUGGAUUCUCUUUGUUCUUGUUGCACAGGAGAAAACAGAACAUUGGAAAUAAAACAGACAGAUCUCGUUGGCUAUCUGCUUUCUUUGUUAUCAGAAAGCACAUCAUCCUGGAUGUGCGAUCUAAGUGGGUAUUUUCACAGAUGGACAUCAAUGUUUUAAUUGUCGAUCUGCAAUCAACACAUUUUUCUGUUCCGAACAUGUGAAUGGAGAGCUUUCAUAUGCUGAGAUUUCUCCACUCUAAUAAUAUCAAACUUUGUUUACUUUUUACAUUUCUCGUAGAAGGACCUUUAUCAGCGGAUGCUAGCUCAUCCAGGGGGAGUCAUCUCCUUUCUAAUACAUUUCAUUUUUCUAUCAUUCCGUCCGUCUGAAGAAAUAAAUGGCCUUAGAAUCAGCUUAAGACCUGAAUUUCCAAGUAGGUUCCUUGCCUUUACCAAAUCUCCAUUAAUCCUUGUUUUGUAGAUUUUAGUUAAGAUAUUUGCAUUUUUCAUCUAAUGUACAGAGAGAGAAAAAAAUCACAUUUCUCAGUUAUCUUUUUUCCUUUUUUAGCUGGGCUCUCCGUAAAGCAGACUUAGCUCUGCGUCUAAUUUAAUUCCUGUCGUGAAAAUCCUUCUGAAAUUAUGCUAAGUUAGAUCCCUACGCUUACGCCAUGAAUGGUACAGUCUUGAUAAAAGCUGUGCACCGUCAUGUGCCUGUCGCCUACCUUCUUUUCAAACCAAUACCUCUUAAGAUCUCACAUAGAUCAGCCGUGCAUUUUAAAGUGACUUGAUAAAAAUCUUUUUUUUUUCUCUGCUGGUUAAACACUAUUAGAGAAAUCCUCUGCCUUUGCUCUCUUGGGACUUUAGUUUUCAGGUCUUUAAUUACUUGUACAUAGAAGUGCUAAUGUGCGACACUAAUGUGUUUGAUAAGGCCCUAUUUUAUGGGCUGAAAUCUGACACUGAUAAAGACACACUAUUGUUAUUUCCCACUUGAUUGCAUCAUAGCAGCAGUGCAAUUUGCUGCUUUUAAUAUAAUCCGUGGAGUUUAAGUAAAGCAACUUUAGACGACGGAUAAAACUGGAAUUGCACUCCCAAUCCAUACACUUUAACUGAUUUUAAAGCCUGGAUCGCCCUGGAAAUAUUGUGAUUUUAGCAUAAUUUGUGAAGGAAAUAACAGAUCAUGCAGAAUGAUGAGAUGUGCAAAAAUCAAAACCAUAUUAGAGGUAUUUACUAAACCUUUUAAAGGUGGACGAAAUAAUGUAGCUUUAUAUGGGAAACUGUUCUCUGUCACCAGACUGUGCAAAGUCAUCUGAUGUUGAUAUGAAAAUGAAAUGAGAAACACAUAAUGUAAGGAAAUUUGGGGGACUAACAUGUUAUAAGAAAUAGAGACUUAAACAUGGAGUUAAACAGUAAUAAACCCAAACACUGCAAAAAUGGUCUAACCUACAAUGUCUUAUUAUCUAAUUGAAAUCAAAAGUUCCUCCUAAUCUUGUUUUCAGAUCAAUAUACUAAGAUUAUGCUAGAUUAUUUAUCUUUAUUUAAGAAAAUGUAGCUCAACAAUCAGUAUAAUAACCUUUGCAUAGGUUUGGGGUAGAGAUUUUUCCCAAAACUACUCUUUAGUGUAUUUUUUUUGGUCAAAAAGUUCCUCCAAUGAAUGUAAUUGUUUACCACCCACAUCUGAACACAAUAGAUUUGAGUUUAUAGGUGAAAAACAUUUUCAAGAUACUGUUAUGUUAUUAUUAUAAGUGAUUAUUUCAGAAUUCUGAAUCCUGUUACUGAUGAGGAUGAACGUUUCUAUAGCCUAUUGAAGAGCGGCUACAUUUCUAUAAACUAAUUAAAAGGUAGUAAAAAACGUCUCGAUUGUUGAUGCAUCUAAAAAUAAAUAAUAACAAACAAUU
Molecule: messenger RNA, 3852 nt
Organism: Cyprinodon variegatus (sheepshead minnow)
Lineage: Eukaryota; Metazoa; Chordata; Actinopteri; Cyprinodontiformes; Cyprinodontidae
Gene: mdfi
Product: myoD family inhibitor domain-containing protein-like
Exons: 5
Coding region: 498-1397 (299 amino acids)
Source: RefSeq, a predicted model, not a curated record